AGGAGGAGAGAGGAAACGGAGAGAGGGAAGGAGACUGAGGCUGUCUCCGGGAGGCGGGGGGGGAGCCGCGGGCCAGGGCCGGCAGGCCGGUCCGGCUGGCAGCGGGACAAGGUGAGGCCCGCCAGCGGGCGGCCCCGCUCCGCUCCGCCCCGCGGCGCUCCCCACCCGGCAGCCCCGCCGCCGCCGCCGCCCGGCUCCGGCCCGCCUCCCCCCAGCACCCCGCGAGGAACAGCUCCUUUGCAGUUUGCAGCACCGCAUUAAACAGGGAGAGCGAGGGAGAGAGGAGGGAGGGAAGCAGCCCGCAGCGCUGGGUUACGGAAAGCGGUAAAGGCGCUUCCAGGACAAACUGAAUCGUUUGCAAAAAAUAGCUCCUUCAGCAGGGUUAGGCGCUUUUUUGGUUUUGUUUUUUUUUUCUCUCUUUCCUUUAGUCUAGCAAACAGAAGUGCCCCUACCCCAGCGUACAGCCAACCUGUCGGCCUGAGGGGCACCCGAACCAGCCGAAGCAGAAUGUACCAGGGACACAUGCAGGCAGUAGGUGAAACCUUGAAGAAAAAGUGGCUCUGUCUUCACAAAAGUGACCUGACCUUUGCUUUGGGGAAAGGCGCCAGGGCGGCAGAUAAGGCUGUUGCCAUGGUGAUGAAGGAGAUUCCGAGGGAGGAGUCUGCAGAGGAAAAGCCCCUCCUUACUAUGGCAUCACAGGGGUGCAGAAGCCAAAAGGAAGCAGAAUCAAGUGAAAAACUGGUGAAUGAGCAACAAGAAAGCAGACCACUUCUGAGCCCCUCCAUUGAUGACUUUCUCUGUGAAACUAAACCAGAAGCUGUUGCAAGACCUGUAACAUCAAAUACUGCAGUAUUAUCAACAGGUCUGGAUCUCUUGGAUCUUAGUGAACCUGUCUUACAAAGCCAAAACAAAGCAAAGAAAUCAGAGAAUCCAUCAAGAAGUGAAGGCUUAAAAGCUUCAAUCCACAGAAAGAAGACAGACAAUUCUGACCUUAUAAGCGUGGAUAUUGAGCAGAAAGCCCAGACUGUCAGAGUUUCAGACAAGUCUUCACUAGAUUUAGUUGAUAUUCAGACACAGCUAGAGAAAUGGGAUGAUGUCAGUUUUCCUGGAGACAGGAGUAGCAAAGCCCACCCUUCUGCAGAGCGAACAUCAUCAUCAUCUAGAGCUCCAUCAAAAGAGCUUUUAUGGUCCACAGAAAACAGAUCACAGUCUGAGCUGACUAAUGUCAAGAGUGCCUUGGAAUCCGAUUCAACAUCAGAAUUAGAACUUGCAUCUGCAACACAGGCACGAUCAACUAAGGAGCAGCGCUGGGGAGGGCCUUUACUCUCCAGAAAUCACUCUUUGGAGGAGGAAUUUGAAAGAGCAAAGGCAGCUGUUGAGUCAGACACAGAGUUUUGGGAUAAAAUGCAAGCAGAAUGGGAAGAAAUGGCUCGCAGAAACUGGAUUUCAGAGAACCAGGAAGCACCAGGACAAGUCACCAUCUCAACCAUUGAGAAGGGUUAUUUUUUCCAUACUGAGAAUCCCUUUAAAGACUGGCCUGGUGCUUUUGAGGAAGGACUGAAAAAAAUGAAAGAAGGUGACCUGCCAGUUACAAUCUUAUACCUGGAAGCUGCUAUUCUACAAGAACCCAAUGAUGCAGAGGCGUGGCAGUUCCUGGGUAUAACACAAGCAGAGAAUGAAAAUGAGCCGGCAGCCAUUGUCGCCCUCCAAAGGUGCUUGGAACUACAGCCGAACAACCUAAAAGCUCUGAUGGCCCUGGCUGUAAGUUAUACUAACACUGGCCAUCAACAAGAAGCCUAUCAAGCUCUAAGAAACUGGAUAAAGCAAAAUCCAAAAUACAAGCAUAUAGCUAAAAGCAAAAAAGGGUCCCCAGCACUUACCAGGAGAAUGUCUAAGGCAUCAGACGAAAGCUCAUUACUUGAAGAAGUAAAGGAUUUGUAUCUGGAGGCUGCUCACCAGAAUGGCGAUAUGAUAGACCCUGACUUGCAGACAGGACUUGGAGUUCUUUUCCACCUGAAUGGAGAAUUUAACAGAGCAAUAGAUGCAUUUAGUGCUGCUUUAACUGUUCGACCAGAGGACUAUACAUUAUGGAACCGUCUUGGAGCAACCUUGGCAAAUGGGGAUCGAAGUGAAGAAGCUGUCGAAGCCUACACACGUGCUUUAGAAAUUCAACCUGGCUUCAUUAGGUCCAGAUACAAUUUAGGGAUAAGCUGCAUCAACCUAGGGGCAUACAGAGAGGCUGUCAGCAAUUUUCUCACUGCUCUCUGUUUACAAAGAAAGAGCAGAAAUCAACAACAGGUUCCCCAUCCUGCUCUAUCAGGCAAUAUUUGGGCAGCACUUCGAAUUGCUCUAUCUAUGAUGGACCAACCAGAACUAUUUCAAGCUGCCAAUGUGGGUGAUCUAGAUAUUCUGUUAAGAGCUUUUAAUCUAGAGCCAUAAUAAAAAGUAUCCACAAAUCGAUUAUAUUGUAUUAGGAAACAGAGAACUCUUUUAUAUCUCAUCUCAACAAGACCACAUUUUUCAAAAAAUCAUGGCUGUGGAUCAAUAAGGAAGUUCCCUUGGACAUUACUUAAAAAGGAAAAGUUCAAAAGCACAAAAUAUUGUACAUAAAUUCAAACUCAAAGGAUUGAAAUGAGCUGUGGCUAAUCUGACAAAGCCCUGAAUUAUAUGAAGUAGCCAUUUCUAAAGGAACUUCAUCCCAUGCAAGAUCUCUCUCUCAAUAUAUACACAGCUAUACAAAGAAAAAUAUAUUAAAAACAAAGCUAGAUAAUCAUUGUUGCACAGCAGAAUGGAAGCAAUGCAUCCAAGGAACCUGCUUACUAGCUCAUCGCACUAUGCUGACAUCACUUUGCCCUACAACGUGGAUUCCCUAUCCUUUGGCUUCUUUGUUGAAAAGUCCUCUCAAGGUCCAUUUUUAACAUAGCUCUGAGAACAGAUGCAUGUAAAAUUGAUGUAUUUUGGUUGAAUAUAUUUAUUAGCUGGCAAUCAAGAAAAUUUUUGCUUCCAAAUGUAACUUCGAUUAAUUUGGGCCCAAUCCUGCAGGCUCAUAGAGUUGCAAACCAUGUGCAACAUUAAGAGAAACAUCAUACAUGGAAGUGUAUGGGAUUAGGCCAUGUACAUAUGGGAAGGCCAAGUGCUGCCAGCAGAAGCAGUAAUUUGCACUAGAAUUGUUGCUAUUCAAACCAGCUAUCCCUGAUCUUGCACAGAGCACGUCUGCUUCAAAGGGGUUCAUAGCAGGAUCUGCAACUAUGUACUUAUGCACUUUAAUUUUUCUUUUUGUAAGAUAGUGCUACGCUUUUAGUUACUAACAACAGAAUGUACAGGAUAGCCUUGUUGGCAUAGAGGACCAAAUAUAAUUUCCUGAAAUGUGAUGAGAAGGUUUUCAAUAUUCUUCUGUUUAAAAAAUGCAAAUACAGUAUAAACUGCAAUAUCCAUUAGAAAGAUCAUUCUAUUAUCAUCAGGUACUGCACACAUACAUGCAUGUGCAUGCACAUACAUGUUGUAGGUGAACGAUGACAUUUCAGAACAUAUUAAGCCACAGAUCUUUAUUGUAAAUAAAGAAGAAUCUUCAUAGGACUGCAGACCAUGCUCAAGGGAAAAUUUUCCCUGAAAAAGUUGGUCUGUAUGCUUGUAGGACUGAGACUAAGAUUUGAUCCUGCUAUUAUAGCAAGUAGUAGCAAAGGACUCAGUGGUCUCCAUGAUAGCAGACUAAAUCCUUCGAUAACAUCAGUAUUCGUAGCUGCCUAA
Pezoporus occidentalis (night parrot) is the source of this 3747-nucleotide messenger RNA. RefSeq names its product peroxisomal biogenesis factor 5 like (gene PEX5L). The record is from RefSeq and is a predicted model, not a curated record. The transcript is spliced from 16 exons. NCBI's taxonomy places the organism in Eukaryota, Metazoa, Chordata, Aves, Psittaciformes, Psittacidae. Gene Ontology annotation, molecular function: protein binding. Gene Ontology annotation, biological process: protein import into peroxisome matrix, docking. Gene Ontology annotation, cellular component: cytosol; peroxisomal membrane. The coding region runs from base 508 to 2439 and encodes 643 amino acids.